UCAGUGUCAAAUAACUGCUGUUUACUCGUACACUUGGGCCAUUUUGUGGCCUAAAGCGUAAUGCAUGCCUCUCUCAAAUGCUAAUAAGCCAGAUCUGCAAGAACAGCAGAAGUUUGACGAGGAAGUAAAUUACAGGAAAAGAAAAUCCAGGGAAAACCUUUCUCCUCCAAAUCACAAAAGGGUUCGUCAAAACUCGGAUGAAACACCGAUGACAGAAUCUCAAAAGCGAGCCAAUUUCUCAGCGUUAUCGAGUCCUAGCAAUGGGUUAAAUAGACAUGCUUCGCCACUGGCAAACAGCAAGCCAGGGGCAGCAAAAAAACUUGUGAUAAAGAAUUUCAAAGAAAAACCAAAAUUGCCCGAAAACUUUCAACAGCAAACAUGGGAGAAGUUAAGGGAUUCGGUAGAGGCUAUUCACACAAGCCAUUCUAUCCAAUCCAGUCUGGAGGAGCUUUAUCAGGCAGUGGAAAACAUGUGCUCCCACAAGAUGUCUGCCAACCUGUACGACCAGCUCAAACAAGUGUGUGAAAACCAUGUCAAAGCCAAUAUCAAGCAGUUUCUAGAAGAGAAUAUAGGGUAUGAACAAUUUCUAAAAAUGAUGGACAGUUGCUGGAAGGAUCACUGCAGACAAAUGAUAAUGAUUCGAAGCAUUUUCUUGUAUCUGGAUCGCACAUAUGUGUUACAAACGUCCUCAAUCUUAUCCAUCUGGGACAUGGGACUGGACUUAUUUCGCUCUCAGAUUGUUGGACACCAUAUUGUACAGACACGUACUGUAGAUGGUCUACUCCAGUUGAUUCAGCGAGAACGCAAUGGCGAGGCUGUAGACAGACAACUGAUGAAGAGUUUGUUACGAAUGUUGUCAGAUCUUCAGAUUUAUCAAGAUGCCUUUGAGAAGAAAUUUAUCGAGGCCACAGACAGACUCUAUGCUGCUGAAGGACAGCGACUAAUGCAAGAAAGAGAUGUUCCAGAAUACUUGGCUUAUGUUGACAAGCGUCUAAAUGAGGAAUCUGAAAGAUUGCUACAUUAUCUGGAUCAAGCAACAAAAAAACCACUUGUGUGCUGUGUAGAAAAACAGCUACUGGAGCAACACCUAACACAGAUCCUACAGAAAGGUCUGGACCAGCUGUUGUCAGAGAACAGAAUCAUGGAACUUACACUCAUGUAUCAGCUUUUCAACCGGGUGAGAGAUGGACUCAAGGAUUUAUGUAUUGCAUUUGCUGUGUACAUCAAGUCAACAGGGCGCCUAAUUGUGAUAAACAGUGACAAUGAUACAGAAAAAGAUAAGGACAUGGUUCAAAGUCUAUUAGAUUUCAAAGACAAAACUGACAACAUCAUCAAUGUGUGUUUCAACAAAAAUGACAAAUUUGUUAAUGCAAUGAAAGAAAGUUUCGAAAACUUUGUAAAUGUUCGACAGAACAAACCAGCAGAACUUAUUGCCAAAUAUGUGGAUUCCAAGUUACGAGCCGGAAACAAGGAAGCCACAGAAGAGGAGCUGGAGAGACUUCUUGACAAGAUCAUGGUCCUCUUUAGGUUUAUACAUGGUAAAGAUGUGUUUGAGGCUUUCUACAAAAAGGACCUUGCCAAGAGGCUCCUGGUAGGAAAGAGUGCCUCAGUGGAUGCAGAGAAAUCCAUGUUAUCUAAACUCAAACAAGAAUGUGGUGCUGCCUUCACAAGUAAAUUAGAGGGAAUGUUCAAAGACAUGGAGCUGUCGAAGGACUUUAUGUUGACAUUCAAGCAGUAUAUGCAGCACAUCGAUUCACCAGGUGGUAUAGAACUGACUGUGAAUAUCCUCACAAUGGGGUACUGGCCCACUUACACUCCCAUGGAAAUACACCUACCAGUGGAGAUGAUAAAGUUUCAGGAAAUUUUCAAGAAAUUUUACCUGGGUAAACACAGUGGGAGAAAACUACAGUGGCAGCCCACACUAGGCCAUUGUGUGUUGAAGGCUUCCUUUGAAGGGGGUAAGAAGGAGCUACAAGUAUCCCUGUUCCAGACCCUCUGUCUCCUCCUCUUUAAUGAUGGAGUCAAGUUCUCUCUCGAGGCCAUCAGACAGGCCACCGCUAUUGAGGAUGGUGAACUGAGGAGGACGCUUCAGUCACUUGCAUGUGGUAAGGCCCGAGUUCUACAGAAACACCCUAAGAGUAAAGAAAUAGAAGAUGAUGAUAUGUUUAUCUAUAAUGAAGGAUUCAAACACAAACUUUGUAAAAUCAAAAUCAACCAAAUACAAAUGAAGGAAACGCAAGAAGAGAAUACGAGUACAACAGAGCGAGUAUUCCAGGACAGACAAUACCAAGUAGAUGCUGCAAUUGUUCGCAUCAUGAAGACACGGAAAACCCUCACACACAAUCUUCUAAUAUCAGAGCUCUAUAACCAGCUUAAAUUUCCAGUGAAGCCGGCAGAUUUGAAGAAAAGGAUCGAAAGUUUGAUUGACAGAGACUACAUGGAACGUGAUAAAGAUAAUCCAAAUCAGUAUCAUUAUGUUGCUUGAUUCUUAUGGACAAAUUUAGUUGGUGAUAAAACAUUUAUUUGACAGAGAUCAUUUCUGUCUUUCAAAGGCUUUGAUGACCGUGAUUAUAUCUGUCUGACAUAAACAUUGAGACAGAUUGUAUCUGCCCAAUAAAGAUAUUGUUACUGUCGUCUUUUCAGUCUGGCGAAUGUUUCAGCGAUACAUCUGCGAUUUGCAUCAUUUCAGUGCUAUUUUUGUCAUUGUGUGGAUUUCUUUUAUUCGUGUUCAUAGAACUUCUUUCAUAUUCGUGGAGCAAGAAAUUGGGAAGUUGCAGAUAAUUGGUUCUUUGUGGUAUGUGUGUUAGAACUCAACAUUAACAUUAUUUCUCGGGCCAUCCUCAGAAAGGCUGUCACCUCAUGGUCUGAACUCAUAGACAGAAAAUGUGAACCAGGAAUGUGAACCAGAUAUAUUGGAACCAGUCAAUACACUGAACUAUACAGAGUAUAAAUCGGUUGGCAAAUACCUACACUUACAUAUUAUUCAUUGUGUCAUAGACAGGGAAAAACAUGUUGACUGUGCAAGUGAUAUCACUUUUAACAAACCAUAGUUAUUUAUUACUGAAGAAGAACAUGGAUUAGGAAGUGUAGCUGGGUAUGUUUUUCCGUGCCCCAGCAGUAAGGGAAUUCACUAAAUAGGCUGAAAGAGAAAGCUAGAUAUUCUUUUUAAAGAAAGCCUCUCAUUUGGGAUUGAAAAUGAACUUAAGUGCAUAAAGUGCGACUACAAUGUUAAAAGUGAGCAUUCCAAGAUAAUUGAAUUCCUUAUUUGUAAAUCUCAUUUUCUUUCUCUGAAGUGAUAAUGUUUUGUUUAUAACUCAACAGACAUGCUGGAUGUGGUCAACAGUACUAGAUAAAUUUGAACACCUUAAAGAUUUUUUUUCUUUUUAUUUAUUUAUUUCAUUUUUUUCAGUUGAACAAUUUGCAUUGAUUUUCAUUAUUGAUGGGAUAUCUGGUGUCCAAUAAUAUCUGCAUAUCCCAAUAUCCAGUCCCCACUAAUCUGGUCAUCUCUGUCCAGUCACCAUUAACCUGGUUAUCUCUCUAUCCAGUUAUCACUAAUCUGAUCAUCUCUCUAUCCAACAACCACUUAUCUAGUUUUGCCAAUAUCCAGUCACCACUAAUAUUGUUAUCCCAAUAUCCAACCACAAUUAAUCUGGUCCUCUCUCUAUCCAGUUACAACUAACCUAGUCAUCUCUCUAUCCAGUCACUUCUCAUCUGGUUAUCUCUCUAUCCAGUCACUUCUAAUCUAGUUAUCUCUCUAUUUAGUGACCACUAAGCUGGUUAUCUCUCUAUCCAGCAACCACUAAUCUGGUUAUCUCUCUAUUAAGUGACCACUAAUCUGGUUAUCUCUCUAUUAAGUGACCACUUAUCAGGUGUUAUUGCUAUCCAGCAACUACUAAGCUGGUCAUCUCUCUAUUAAGUCACCACUAAUCUUGUUAUCUCUCUAUACAGUCACCACUAAUCUGGUUAUCUCUCUAUACAGUCACCACUAAUCUGGUUAUCUCUCUAUUAAUGACCACUAAUCUGGUUAUCUCUCUAUACCGUCACCACUAAUCUGGUUAUCUCUCUAUACAGUCACCACUAUUUGAUUUUCCCACUACCCUUCUACCACAAAUAUGAUCCCAUAUACAUCACACUGAUCUACCACCAACAUGUCUGUCUCCAGACUGACAAUAGAGAUAUGUAAGAAUAUGAAUGAGUAACCUGUGUUGACACGUUUAAACUGAGAUCUGUAUACUUGUCCUUGUUCUGUUUGCAAGUUCUUACUUUUGUUAUUCAAUCACAUUUGGAAUAAAUCCACUCAACACAAUAAUCUGUCUUUGGUCAUGAUAACUGGAUAGAAAUAUUAACGCUGAUUUGGUUAAAACCCUUAUUUAACUUCCUUUGUGUGUGUUCCAUACAUGUAAUAUAAUACUGUAUGUGUACAUUUUUCAGCACAAAAAAUGUUGUGGUUUCCAAGCGCAAAAUUUGAAUAUCAAUGUUUUCUUAGUAUGUUGUGUUAAAUGGCACAUAUCCCAAAAUUGAAAUAGCAUUUCUUCUGAACUCUUAACAUCUUGAACGUUUGUGAUGUCAUAUUUAUUAAUUCAUUAUAGAUAAAUUUUAAUAGCAUACCUGCCUGGUUCAAGUGGCUGGCCUCAACCACUUCCCUUGUCAUAUAUACUUUUUCAAUCAACAACUUUUGAUGAUACACCAAAAUGUUAAUGUUCUGUUGGAUAGCUAGCCAUUUACAUUUUGUGUAUUGUAAAUUAUAUUAAAGCAAGGAUAUUGUCUUACUAAAUGCCAAGCUCAAAAAUUAAACCAUCUCUUACUUUAGAUUUAAUGAGAUUAUUUGCUGAUGAUUUCCUGGACAUCUACAUGAUUUUUUUGAUAUAAUUACAUUUCUACGUUUCUAUAGUCUUCAUGAUUCAAUAUGUAUUGAACUGCAUUGUGAAAAUGGACUGUUUUUCUCAUUGAUCAUUAUGUGAUAUGCAGGGAUUAUUGCACACUUAGGUCUAUAUUACACGGGCCAUAUACACAUAAUUGUAAUCAGUGGUACCUGCAGUAGAACUUUUUGUUUUUAUUGCACAAUUUCUGUGACAUACAAAUAUGAUAUUUGUGUUAAGUACAUGUACAAUAUGUAUGUAAAGUGAAAGUACAAUACAGUAUUUAUGUAAAGUGGAAGUACAAUAUAGUAUGUAUGUAAAAUGAAAGUGGAGAGAAUGUCUGAUGUAAGGGUGUCCUGGCCAGUUGUUUUGUAUCUAAAUUGACCUAUAAGUGACGAAACGGACAACUUUCCGCUCUACAGAUUUCAAUGUUGACUUUAGGUGGACAUUACUGUAAAUAUUAUUUUGAGGAGUUCGUAUUGUCCUUGUCUUGAAGAUGGAAUAAAAACAAUAGACACAUUGAAAAUAAAUUUAGUAAAGUAAACAUAGUCUGUUCAAUGGUAAUGAAAAGUAUAUCUUUUUAUGGCUUCAAAAUUUGUGAAUUAAAUGAAUUAGAAACCAACAUAGAUAAAUAUUUGUUUAAUUUUUAGCAAUGGGAAAAUUAAGCUGUUUUCACAAGAGUUCAGGAAUUUUGGUAUUAUGUUGAAAGUGUGUUUAUAAUCCUCUAUAUAAACAUUUUUGAUAUGACUUGAAUUUGGUUCUGUUGAAUGAUAGCCAAAUUAGUGCUACUAAAAUACAGUGCUAGAUAUUACUCUGGUUUUACUGAAAAUAUUUAGAAUAGAUUGUUGUGCUUUGUUGUUGUUCUAAAAACAUGAUAAAAGAAGUUUAAAUAUUUUUGGUUAGUUUUGACAAGUUAUAUUUUUCGUCCUAAUGUGCUCUCACCAUUUUGUGGUAGAGGAUAAUGAAUUACAAAAUUUAUGACAAGGCAAAAUUGAGUCUUAGAGGUUAUGAAUGUCAAAAGUGUAUGUGAGGAGUGGCUAUUUACCAAUUGUCAUCUAGUGAGUAAAAUUUGUACAUAUCAGAUUUCAACAAUCUAUUGAGGUUUUCUUUGGGUGAUGCAAAAGAAGAAAUGAUUUGUAUAUAGACUAAACAUUCAAGUAAACACUUGAAGGGGCAAGUUCCUUUAAAAUAUUUCAUCAACUCUCCAACUGCAUUAAGUUUGCUUUCCUCUAAGAAGUCUUUGAUAGUGUUAAGGGAGGUAAUUUUAGCUACCAGGCAGGUCAACUUGUUUUGAUUAAUGUCUUUCAUUUGUUUUCCAUCUGUUUCUCACAAAUGUUUUAGGAAAAGGUUGAAAGCUAGUUCCUUUGCAAUGUUAACUACUAAGGGAUAGAGUUAACCAUUUUAUGAAGUCAACAAUACCAGGUAAACUUUAGGUCACUUGCCUGUAGACACAUGUCUUAGCUGCCCAUAGACUUUGUGUCUGAUUUACCCAUAGACACAGUGUCCGAGCUGUCCAUGUACACAGUAUCCAAGAUGUAUCUAUGGACAGCUCACGCUGAAGUUCUAAAUAGGUUACUUUCUCAGAAAAGGUAUUGACUUAAAAUUUUAGCAAAAUCUUCAUUAAUGAAUUACUAGUAAGUGGUGUUUUAACUUUCAGUAUCAGUGAUGAUCCUGCAGGCCUGAUAUAUUUCUAAUAUUUAUAGGUUUACUGUCAGGUGUGAGAAAGAAUACUAGCUUGCUGGUGUUCUGUGCUAAGUGAUAUUUUCAGGAAUUGUAUACACACAAUACAAAAUAUUGAUCAGAAUUAAAAAUAUUAAAGUAA
This is a messenger RNA of Ylistrum balloti, 6681 nucleotides long. RefSeq names its product cullin-4A-like. Gene Ontology annotation, biological process: protein ubiquitination; DNA damage response; ubiquitin-dependent protein catabolic process. Lineage: Eukaryota; Metazoa; Mollusca; Bivalvia; Pectinida; Pectinidae. The transcript is spliced from 21 exons. The record is from RefSeq and is a predicted model, not a curated record. The coding region runs from base 65 to 2485 and encodes 806 amino acids. Gene Ontology annotation, cellular component: Cul4-RING E3 ubiquitin ligase complex. Gene Ontology annotation, molecular function: ubiquitin protein ligase binding.